Molecule: messenger RNA, 4146 nt
Organism: Oryza brachyantha (malo sina)
Lineage: Eukaryota; Viridiplantae; Streptophyta; Magnoliopsida; Poales; Poaceae
Product: exportin-7-A
Exons: 30
Coding region: 438-3617 (1059 amino acids)
Biological process (GO): protein export from nucleus
Cellular component (GO): cytoplasm; nuclear pore
Molecular function (GO): nuclear export signal receptor activity; small GTPase binding
Source: RefSeq, a predicted model, not a curated record
CCUCGCUUCCCCCCCGUUUCCGUCUCCCACACACCACCGCCACCACCCAAGCAAGCGCACGCGUUAGACCUAGCCGCCGCCCUCCGCCUCCGCCGGAGAGGGAAAGGAACCACCACCACACCCCCCCUGAUUCCCGUUGGGGGGAGACACCAAGAUAACUCUACCCAGGCUGAGUUGUGGCUGGUAUUGGUGAUAUAAGCUUUGUUAGCUGUUUUCUCUUGUGUCUUGGGUCUUGAUCUUUGAUUACGCCUCAUUGAAAAGACUGUACAUGAGAAAACUCUUUGUUGAAACAUUUCUCUUGUAAUAUGAAUGUAUUGAGUUUGUGACUAUCCUUCUCCUGUGCUAGAAUCAUAUAUUUCAGCUUCAAAGCUCUUAUGAACCUGGUGGCAUAUUAACAUUGGAUACUUGGUCAACUGGAAAAUUGGAGCUCCUUAUUCAUGUCAUCAAUGGAGAGCCUAGCACAGUUAGAGCUUUUGUGUGAAAAGCUUUACAAUUCUAGAGAUUCUGCCGAGCGAGCACACGCAGAAAGCACCCUCAAGUGCUUCUCGGAGAACAGUGACUACAUUUCACAGUGCCAAUAUAUAUUGGACAAUGCUUCGACUCCAUAUGCCCUGAUGCUGGCAAGUUCAAGCUUAUUGAACCAAGUCUCCGACCGCAGUCUUUCAUUGCAAUUGCGCCUUGAUAUCCGGAAUUAUGUCAUAAACUAUCUUGCUACAAGGGGACCUAAACUGCAGCCAUUUGUGAUUAAAUCCCUCAUUCUGCUUGUCUGUCGAAUUACAAAAUUUGGCUGGUUCGAUGAUGAUAAAUUCAGAGAGAUUGUUAAGGAGGCAGCCGAUUUCUUAUCUCUUGCAUCCCAGGAUCAUUAUUUCAUAGGAUUGAAGAUAUUAAAUUUUCUUGUAGCAGAAAUGAACCAGGCAAAUGCAAUGCCUUUGACACUUCACAGAAAAAUUGCUUGUUCAUUCAAGGAUCAGUUUCUUCUACAGAUAUUCCAAAUUUCUUUAACCUCAUUACACCAACUGAAGAGUGAAGUACCUGAUGACUUUAGGCAUGAGCCUCUUUCACUUGCAUUAAGGUGCUUGUCUUACGACUUUGUUGGUUGUCCAGUGGAUGAAAGCUCUGAGGAAUUUGGUACAGUGCAGCUUCCUGCACCUUGGAGGCCUCUCCUUCAAGAUCCUUCUACUGUCCAGAUCUUCUUUGAUUACUAUAAAGUCAACGAUACACGUGUUUCAAAAGAGGCUUUGGAAUGUCUUGUGAGACUUGCUUCUGUCAGGCGCAGUAUUUUUGUUGAGGACCCUUCAAGGACACAAUUUCUUUCUCAUCUGAUGUCAGGCACAAAGGAGAUACUGCAAACUGGCCAAGGUCUUGCUGAUCAUGGAAAUUACCAUGAGUUCUGCCGUCUCCUUGGACGUUUCAAAGUGAAUUUCCAGUUGUCAGAGCUUCUGAGUAUCGAGUUUUAUGGUGAAUGGAUUGGUCUUGUAGCAGAAUUUACAACCAAAUCCUUGCUGUCAUGGCAGUGGGCCAGCAAUAGUGUCUACUAUCUUUUGAGUCUUUGGUCUAGGCUGGUGACAUCUGUUCCUUACUUGAAAGGGGACACACCAAGUCUGCUUGAUGAGACUGUUCCCAAAAUCACGGAGGGUUUUAUCACCUCUAGAAUUAAUUCUGUUCAGGCUAGCUUUGCAAAUGACCCAUCGGACGAUACUUUGGACAAUGUGGAAGUUCUUCAGGAGCAGCUUGAGUCUCUUCCUUACCUUUGCAGAUUCCAGUACCAAAACAGUAGUAUUUAUAUCAUAAAUAUUAUGGAGCCUCUUCUACAAGCUUAUACGGAAAGAUCAAGAUUACCAGCUCCUGGAGAUGCAAAUGAGCUCUCUGUCAUUGAAGGACAGCUCACAUGGCUAGUCCACAUAAUUGCAGCCAUUCUCAAGAUUAGGCAGACCAUUGGUUGUAGCCAAGAAUCACAGGAGUUAAUUGAUGCAGAACUUGCGGCCCGUGUGCUACAGUUGAUAAACAUUACCGACACAGGGGUGCACGCUCAGAGAUAUCAAGUAUUAAGUAAACAAAGGCUUGAUCGUGCUAUUCUUAUCUUUGUGCAAAAUUUCAGAAGGUCAUAUGUAGGAGAUCAAGCCAUGCAUUCUUCUAAGCAGUUGUAUGCAAGAUUGUCUGAGCUUCUUGGACUGAGUGACCAUUUAGUUUUACUCAACGUUAUUGUUGGGAAAAUAGCUACUAAUCUGAAGUGCUAUGCUGAGUGCGAAGAUGUUAUUGAUCAUACUCUUUCCCUCUUCCUUGAACUUGCAUCUGGCUAUAUGACUGGAAAACUGCUUCUCAAGCUGGAGAGUACAAAAUUUAUCAUCGCAAAUCAUUCUAGAGAGACAUUCCCAUUUCUUGAAGAAUACGGAUGUGCCCGCAGUAGAACUACCUUCUAUUAUAUCCUUGGCUUCUUGGUUUUCAUGGAAGACAGCCCAGUCAAAUUCAGGAGUUUCAUGGAGCCACUCCUACAGGUUGCAAUUAAUUUGGAGGCAACCACUGAUGCUGCUUUCCGGACAGAUGUUGUGAAGUAUGCAUUCAUUGGUUUGAUGAGAGACUUACGAGGCAUUGCAAUGGCCACAAACAGCCGCAGGACCUACGGCCUCCUCUUUGACUGGUUGUAUCCAUCUCGCAUGCCACUUUUAUUGAAAGCCAUCUCACUCUGUGCUGAUGAGCCAGAGGUCACCACACCCCUGCUCAAAUUUAUGUGUGAAUUUGUUUUGAACAAAGCUCAGAGAUUGACAUUCGAUUCAUCAUCGCCAAAUGGGAUCCUUCUAUUCCGCGAGGUUAGCAAGCUGAUUGUGGCUUAUGGAUCACGUAUUCUGUUGCUUCCAAACGGCACCAAUAUUUAUGGAAGUAAAUAUAAAGGCAUUUGGAUAUCACUUGCCAUUCUUUCAAGAGCUUUAUGCGGAAACUAUGUCAACUUUGGUGUAUUUGAGCUGUAUGGUGACAGAGCACUUGCUGAUGCCCUUGAUAUAUCUUUAAAGAUGAGCCUCUCAGUUCCAUUGUCUGACAUAAUGGCAUUCAAAAAGCUGUCGAAAGCAUACUACGGAUAUAUUGAAGUUCUGUUCAGCAACCAUAUCAAUUUUGUUCUCAAUUUGGAUACAAAUACCUUCGUGCAUAUUGUCAGCACUCUUGAAUCUGGCUUAAAAGGUCUAGAUACAGGGAUAUCAACACAGUGUGCCUCUGCCAUUGAUAGCUUGGCAGCCUUUUAUUUCAACAAUAUCACAGCUGGUGAUGGCCCUCCUUCACCAGCUGCACUAAAUCUUGCUCGGCAUAUUGGAGAGUUCCCCACUCUGUUUCCUCAGAUACUUAAGACGCUUUUUGAGAUCAUCAUCUUUGAGGAUGCGGGUAACCAAUGGAGUCUUAGUAGACCAAUACUGAGUCUGAUAAUGAUCAGUGAACAGAUGUUUAGUGAUUUGAGGGCACAGAUAUUAGCAUCACAGCCUGUAGAUCAGCAACAACGCCUUUCACAGUGCUUCGACAAGCUGAUGGCUGAUGUUGCUAGGAACUUGGAACCAAAGAACAGAGAUAAAUUCACUCAAAACCUUACAACAUUCAGACAUGAUUUCCGGUUGAAGAACAUCCAGGCAUGAUUUCCUGUUGAAGUAACAGCUGUUCAGGACCAACUACCAGCUUUAAGGAGGUGCACCUAUGUGCUGUAAAUACUUAGCUUAGCUUCGUUUUAGGAACCACCAUUCCCUCGGGGGGAAAAAGUUAAUGCUUUAACUCAGUUUGGUUUGGAUUGGCUGAUAGAUGAAGGGUUCUCCUACUGCAUGUGGCGGCGAAAAUGCAGUUGUUAAUCUCUUACGUUGUGUACUAGAGUGGUGAGUGGUGGUGAUUGACUUUUUCUUUUCUUCUUUUUAUACCUUAGUGGUAAUUCCUUCUCUUUUGCUUGUACAGCAACAUGCAUUCAUGUCAAAGCCUGUGAUCGCUGUUUCCCCGAGUUGUUAGAGGGAAAGCAGCCAUCGCUCAAAAUAUAAUUCAUUCGUUAACAGGUUAGAAGGAGAAAAAAAGGGUUGUAAAUGAUUGUGUUGCCUUUGGCUGUCAAGGCUCAUGUUGAAAGUGUGGGGAGAUGAAAAAAAUGCCCCUUAUUCUUCAAUAAUCAAUACAGGUCUUGUUCAA